GGCUCCUUGAAAAGAAAGCAGGCAAUCAGCCUGUCUCCUGUCAACAAGAGGCCCAAUGGCUUUGUGGACAACUCCUUCCUGGAUAUGAAGAGAAUCUGUGUUGGGGAGAGCCUCCCUGCAGGGCAAGGCAGCCUCCACGUCAGUAACGGACCGAGUCAGCUCCUGGUAGGGGCCGUGCCCGGGAGCCAGGCAGCCCUGCGAAAGGCCAGCACCCUGCCUCCACCGGCACACUCGCCCGGCAGCAGCCUGUUCAACACGGGCUUGAAGGAGGUGAAGAAGGAGCCAGGAGAGGCCCUGUCUUGCAGUAAGCACAUGGAUGGACAGAUGGUCCAGGAGAGCGUCUUUCCUGAUAGGUUCGGAGACGAGCCUGGGGAGCAGCUCAUGGACCCGGAGCUGCAGGAGCUCUUCAACGAGCUGUCCAACAUCUCUGUGCCACCCAUGAGCGACCUGGACCUGGAGAACAUGAUCAACGCCACCAUUAAGCAGGAUGACCCAUUUCACCUUGACCUGAGCCAGCAAAACCAGAGGAGCACGCCCAGGCCCUCCCUGCCCAUGGAGAAGAUAGUAAUCAAAAGUGAAUUCUCACCCGUCCUGACCCAGGGCCCCUCCAGCUCUCCUCAGCUGAGGCCCCCAUCGGCCGGCCCGGCCUUCUCCAUGGCCAGCUCUGCCCUUUCCACUUCAUCCCCAACCCCGGCCACCCCUCAGGGUCAGGCCCAGGCCCAGGCCCAGACGGCACCCGGAGUGAGCCGGGCCCUGCCAGGCUGGCAGGAGGUGUCCCAUGCCCAGCAGCUCAAGCAGAUCGCAGCCAGCCGCCAGCAGCAGGCCCGGACGCAGCAGCACCCUCCAGCCCCGUGGCCAGCCCUGCCCUCGUCCACUGGGCCAUCCCCAGCCGCGUUUGGGCAGGAGAAGAUCCCCAGCCCUUCCUUUGGCCAGCAGCCGUUCAGCCCGCGAGGCUCCCCCAUCCCUGGGGUAGCUGGGAGCAGCAACCAGCCAAAAGUCAUGGCUAGCUACAUGUACAAAGCUGGCCCUGCGGCCCCAGGGGCCGCCCUGGACGCACUGCUGCAGCAGAAGCCUCCAGAGCUCAGCCGGAGCUUUCUCAACAGCUCGCACCAAGCCUUGGAGCCCCGGCCGGGCAACACCAAGCCUCUGUUCCAUUUUGGCUCGGAUCAAGCAAACCAGCAGUUGCCUUCUGUGUUGCCUUCUCAGAGCAAGCCUUCACUCCUACACUACACACAGCAGCAGCCGCAGCCGCAGCAGCAGCAGCAGAACUCACUUGUAAAUCAGCAGCCGCCGCCAGCACCCCAGGCCAGCCAUCCUCUGUCAAGCCAGCCGCUGCUGAGGUCACCACUGCCACUUCAGCAGAAGAGCCUGCUUCAGAAGAUGCAGACUCCGUCCCUCCCAGGCCUGGGCUGUCAAGUUGCACAGCCGCACCGACAGGAUCAACACUCUGUGGUGGGCCAGAACACGGGCCCCAGUCCAACUCCCAACUCCUGCUCGAAUCCAAACACUGGAAGUGGCUACAUGAACUCCCAGCAAUCCUUGUUGAAUCAGCAGUUGAUGGGGAAGAAACAGACGCUGCAGAAACAGAUCGCGGAGCAGAAGCAGCAACUCCUUCUCCAGCAGCAGAUGCUGGCCGACGCGGAGAAAAUCACACCACAAGAGCAGAUAAACCGACAUUUGACAAGGCUGCCCCCAGAUUACAAAGACCAAAGAAGAAACGUGGGCAGCCUCCUGCCGGCAGCCCAGUUCCCGGGUGGCUCAUCCUCGGUGAGUUUAAACUCUAACCAGGCUUUGACAAACCCAGUUUCAACACACGCCAUUUUAAAUCAAAACCCCAGCCUCAUGUCUGCUUCCCAUGCGACCAGAGCGCCAUCCUUGCCCACGGCAGCCCACAGCGCAGGGGUGUGCACAGGUCUGCCCUGCGGCCAGCCUGGCACCUACGGCCCCUCGCCCGGCAUGAAUCAGCUGACCCAACAGAGAAAUCCAAACCAACUGCUAGCAAACCCAAGCAACCCUCUGCUGCCACAGCCGUCAACAUUAGGGCCAAACAGCAGCAGCGAUGUGGCCACCAGGGCCCUUGGGUUUGGAGCUGGGACUGCUGGCAAUUCACAACUGAGACCAAAUCUAACCCACACUAUGGCAGGCCUGCCCGGCCAGAGACCAUCAUCAUCGUCGGCAUCGUCCUCCUCGUCGGCAUCAUCAUCGGCAUCGGCAUCGGCGUCCAAUGGGGUGGCCACACCCCACAGGGCCACACGGACCUGGGCCUCUCCAGGAGUCACAGCCAGCCAGCAGGUGCCCUUGGGGGUAGCGGGAGGGCGCUUCCCCGCAGCCUAUGCCCCCGGUCAGUCUCUGCAGCCUCCCCAGAGGACAGCGGCCCCGCCAGGCCAGCUGACACCCACAGUGCAAAUGAGGCCUGCCAGCCAGAUGGGGCAGACGCUAAGUGGACAGACCGUGGCCCCCGCCAGGGGCCUGAGUGUCAGACCCGGGCAGCUUGGCACACAGGCUCUGUCUAAUCUGACCCCAGCAGGGGCAGGGUUGAAUCUGCCCAGGACCAGCAUGAGCCAGCUGCCACCUCUGACUCCCAGUGCUUUUCCUUCCUCGGACCAGAGCUCCAGCGCUUUCCAGGGCAGUGAGCAGGUCAGCGAGCUGGCCUUUGACCUCCUCGGCCGGCAGGCCGACAGCGUGGGCCCAGCACUGGACAGCGACGUAGACUUCAUUGACUCUCUGCUGAGGACAGAGGCUGGCCACGAUGACUGGAUGAAGGACAUCAGUCUUGACGAGAUCCUGGGGAGCAACUCCUGAGGAAAGGGCGGCGGGUGGCAGACCCCCAGCCCUCGGGAGCAGGCUGAGAAGGACACCCCGGGCCAGGCCGAGCGCAAGCCUGCCGCACACACGCGAGCCAUUCUGAAGAGUCUGAUCCAAAUUCUUGUUCAGACUCUGAAACCUGAAAGCAGCACGUUGGGUUCACUUUCCGGUCUAAACCGGGGAGCGUGUCACCCAGUGGACCCAAACAGAACUGUCCUAUGGAUGUGUCGUUGUGUAAGAAGUAAAACAGAGCGUGUAGCUUGUUUAAACCCCACGUCACCAGGAGGUACUAGUUCCAUUCAACAGCAACACAUUCCUUAAUUUGCUCUCAUAGGUGAGUGAGUGUGGUUUAGUUUUCCACUGUCUUGUCAUUUAAUUUUCAUAAGGCUUGCAGAACAUAUCAAAAUGUGAUGGGUUUAUUUGGGAAAGAAAGGAUGGCCAGCACACUUAGAAAACACCGGUGGAGUGUGGGAUCCCUUCCCUAGACCCCCCCCCCCAUCUUCAUUUCCUCACAUGUGCCACAUUACAGUAGGAUCGAUAGCCAGUGAUGAAGGGGGAUGCAGCGCAGCAGACCUGCUUCAGACCCCACAGCCCGCCUCUGAGCCUACUCCUGUCUGAGCUUCAGACACCAAGACCUCUCCCCAUCCAUGCCAGAAUACCGUCAAAGAGAGCCAUGGGGCCAUGAACAGCUGAAGCUUUACUUAUUAGGACUGGCACCCACUGGCCAGUUCCUAAGCUGAGGGAAAUGGAGCAUUGUCUUUGUCAUUUUUUGAUGACCAGAAACUGGUUUGUAAGGAAAGAAAGUGAAGGCCCAAGCUGCGACUAGAAAGCAUCAUGUGUUGACUAGAGGCAAGAAACAGGAAUGGCAGGUGUGAGCGGGGGCAAUCUUUUUUCGUGGAGUUUAAAGGAAAGAAUAAUUGAGAGAAGAAAAUGAUCGUUCCUUCUUUGGAUGUAUUCUGGGCUUGGCUGCAGAGCCACAAAGUGUCAGUCUACGCCCGUGUCUCUGCCUGACACAGUGAGACCUCUCUGUGUGCUCCCUGAUCUCCCCACGCCCAGGUUUUCUCCCUCUGAGGGCUGAGUGCCAUGUUUGUCAGAAACAGAAUUUUGGCCAGGCACCAGUGGCUCACGCCUGUCAACCUAGCUACUCAAGAGGCUGAGAUCUGAGAAUCGUGGUUCAA
Dipodomys spectabilis (banner-tailed kangaroo rat) is the source of this 3983-nucleotide messenger RNA. RefSeq names its product mastermind like transcriptional coactivator 2 (gene Maml2). Gene Ontology annotation, cellular component: nucleoplasm. The transcript is spliced from 4 exons. Lineage: Eukaryota; Metazoa; Chordata; Mammalia; Rodentia; Heteromyidae. The record is from RefSeq and is a predicted model, not a curated record. The coding region runs from base 85 to 2802 and encodes 905 amino acids. Gene Ontology annotation, molecular function: transcription coactivator activity. Gene Ontology annotation, biological process: positive regulation of transcription of Notch receptor target.